AUGCUUCUGCAUCAGUACGUGCUUGACUAUUACAAGACUAAGAAUCAAUACAGAAGAAGAGCCUUACCAGUGUCCCAGCCACGCAGUCAGUCUCAAUUAGUGCUUAGAGCAGAAAAUGAAAGGAUGACAGGAACAGAUGUUUUUGGAAUUACUGUACCUCUUAUUACCAAUACUACUGGAGAUAAAUUGGGAAAGACUGCUGGCAAUGCAGUCUGGCUAAACAGAGAUAAGACUUCUCCAUUUGAGCUGUAUCAGUUUUUUGUCAGACAACAAGAUAACAUAGUUGAAAAAUACCUGAAACUCUUCACCUUCAUUCCUCUUGAGGAGAUUGACCACAUCAUGGAAAUGCAUGCUAAAGAACCUGAAAAAUGGGGCCCUCAGAAACGACUUGCUGCAGAAGUUACCAAGCUGGUUCAUGGUAGAGAGGGGCUAGAAUCUGCUAAGAGGUGCACUAAGGCCCUUUAUCACAGCAGUGUGGAGGCAUUGGAAGCUAUGUCUGACCAAGAGUUACAAGAACUUUUUAAACAAGCUCCUUCAGCUGAAUUGAUGCUUGAACCUGGAAUGAAUGUUCUUGACUUGUGUCGCAAAGCAAAUGCCAUUGCAGAUGGACCUAGUGGGUACCAGAAAAUUACACAUGGUGGAGUUUCAAUAAAUGGGAUUCGUGUAACUGAUCCAGAGACUGUUCUUAUUCUUGGACAGCAUAUUCUCAAGAAUGGAGUAUCAUUACUUAGGAUUGGAAAGAAAAAUUACUACAUUAUAAGAUGGCUGCAGUUGUGACAACAGAAUAUCUCACUAAAAUGACAGAUCAUUUUGACUCUGUUGCUUGAAGAUGUUUCUAGACUGUGCAUUAGUACACAGCUCACAAAUUGCCCAACACCAUAGUUUCAUUUUCAGAAUACACCAACAGAGUUCAAAUAAAGGCAGCUAAAUUAUA
Messenger RNA from Nestor notabilis (Kea), 934 nucleotides. It is a transcript of the gene YARS2, whose product is annotated as tyrosyl-tRNA synthetase 2, mitochondrial. Gene Ontology annotation, cellular component: cytosol; mitochondrion. Gene Ontology annotation, biological process: tyrosyl-tRNA aminoacylation. Lineage: Eukaryota; Metazoa; Chordata; Aves; Psittaciformes; Psittacidae. The coding region runs from base 1 to 777 and encodes 258 amino acids. The transcript has 5 exons. Gene Ontology annotation, molecular function: ATP binding; RNA binding; tyrosine-tRNA ligase activity. The record is from RefSeq and is a predicted model, not a curated record.